Melanaphis sacchari is the source of this 1887-nucleotide messenger RNA. RefSeq names its product UDP-glucuronosyltransferase 2B2-like. Bases 137 to 1570 code for a protein of 477 amino acids. The record is from RefSeq and is a predicted model, not a curated record. The transcript has 4 exons. Gene Ontology annotation, molecular function: UDP-glycosyltransferase activity. NCBI's taxonomy places the organism in Eukaryota, Metazoa, Arthropoda, Insecta, Hemiptera, Aphididae.
CGUCCUCGUCUUCGUCCACGGCCUCGGCGCCGCCACCGCGCGGACCGCCGCCGGCCGCCGCCUGACGCCGCCCGGUUUUCGGCCGGCCAACAUACUGGCCGUGGAGACGGUGCCGGGCCGGAGCCACUGGAAUUUCAUGAGCGCCGUGCUCCGGGCGCUGACCGACCGCGGCCACUCGGUGGUGGCGUUCACGUCUUACCCGUCGCAGCUGCCGCCGUCCGCGCACGGCAACUACACGGAAGUGGACACGUCCGCCGUGCUGACCCGGCACGCCGGCGAACGGGCGUCCCGCGUGCUGUCCGACUACAGCCGGCUGUCGUACAUCGUGCCGUCCGUGGUCCGGUGGAGCAGGCAGUUCUGCGACGCGGUGUACGACAUGGAACAGGUCCGGGCGCUCAUGGUCAACGGCACCGACACGGCGGCGCGGUUCGACCUGCUGGUCACCGAGCCGCUGGGCUCCGAGUGCGUGGCGCACCUGGCCGCCGCGGUCGGGCUGCCCAUGGUGUACGUGGUGCCGACGCCCAUGAUCACGUACAUGCAACCGUCCAUCGUCGGCCACUCGGCCAACCCGGCGUACGUGCCGCACCUGUUGUACGGCUCGGCGGUCCGGGCGUUCCGGCACAGGUUGGCCAACACGGCCGUGUACGCUUACGGCCGGCUGGUCCGGUGGUACGCCGAGCUCACGGACCGCCGGCGGCCGUACGACGUCGGCCAGCCCGCCAAACCGUCAGUGGUGUUCGUCAACAGCCACCACGUCACCGAGCCCACAAUGUUGCUCCCCCCCAACGUCAUACACGUCGGCGGGAUACACUUGGACCGGCCGGCCAGCGGCCAACUGCCGACCAAUAUCCAAGAAUUUAUUGACAAUUCCCCGCAUGGAGUUGUAUAUUUUACGUUCGGAUCAGUCGUAGCCAUGUCAAGUUUGCCUGAUCAUAUUCAGAAUACAUUUAAAAACGUAUUUCGACAAAUUCCUCAAAGAGUUUUGUGGAAAUUCGAAGGUGAAAUGAAAGAUAAACCGGACAACGUGAUGACAGGCAACUGGUUUCCACAACGUGACGUUCUGUUACACCCAAACGUCAAAUUGUUUAUAAGUCAUGGUGGAAUAUCUGGUGUGUACGAAGCAGUGGACGCGGGUGUUCCAGUUUUGGGCUUUCCGCUUUACUACGAUCAACCGAGAAACUUACAAAGUCUAGUGAACGCGGGUAUGGCAAUCACAAUGGAAUUGUUAUCGAUCAAUGAACAACAAUUUCUACACGGCAUCAAAGAACUUUUACACAAUCCAAAUUAUACAAAAAAUGCUAAAAUCACAGCAGAACGAUUCAAAGACCGUCCGAUGACGCCUCAAGAAUCGGUCGUCUAUUGGAUGGAAUAUGUGCUUCGUCACAAAGGUGCACACCAUUUAAAAUCUGAAGCCCUAAACCUUACGUGGUAUCAAUACAUGUUAUUGGAUGUGAUUUUGGUAUUUGUCGUGUCGUUCCUGGUCAUGAUGUAUUUGAUUUACAAGACAUUUAGAUAUUUUUAUUCAUUUGUCGCGAAUCACUUGAUUAGUGUCAAAGUUAAACAGCAGUAGGUGAUAAUGAUAUGUAAUUAAUUAUAAAUACAUUCUUCAAAAAAUGUAAACAUGCCUAUUUAUAACUUGACUUAUAGAUGACUUAUAGGUAUAAAUGUAUAAUAGCUGUCAAAUCAAUCGUUGAUCUCUGUUUUACACUAAUACACACGUUUAUAUAUAUAUAUACUAUAUAAAUUAUGUUAUUAAGUAGUCAUAGAUAAAUAUUUCAAUGACAUAUGCACUGCUUAGUGUACAGUGCCACUGUUCUUCGCACUUACUCUUCAGUCAGCAUUAUUAUAAUUUUAAUAUUAUAUAUGUCUUGUUAUAAUUUUUUUUUU